This is a messenger RNA of Phalacrocorax carbo (great cormorant), 11641 nucleotides long. Lineage: Eukaryota; Metazoa; Chordata; Aves; Suliformes; Phalacrocoracidae. The record is from RefSeq and is a predicted model, not a curated record.
CAAGAUUUUACCUUUACUGUAUGACUGUAAAGGUAACAUUAGUAAAAUGUUGAUAUAAUGCUUUUGCGCUUGCUUAUCUUCUAGAUUGGGAGGGGAAGAGAAAUGUAGCAGUUCAGGACAGUAAAUAGGAUAUUCUUGAAAGAAUCCUUCUCUUUGUGCACAGUUGCUUCACUGAUCGGUUUACUAGCUCUAAGUAAGAGCUUAAUUCUCUGAAAGCCUUAUUCUCUUCUCUGUUUGCUCUGAUUUAAUGGCACUGUUUCCAUUUGUCGUAUGUCUUAUUGUCCAACUUUGAGACUUUAUAUUCAUUCUGUCUUGGAGCUGAGUGUUUCAUAUAGAGAGCUUUUGCUUUGCAUAGCUUUAGCUACCAAAAAUUAGAGGAAGAAAUUAUAUCAAGCUUUUCCUUGGGUCAAUGAUGACAUCAGAGUCCUCUCCUCUUGGUAACUUUGGCUUUGAUCCCAACUUCAGUGGAGACACUUAACAUUUUAUACUUUGUUGAAAAUAGAAUUAACUUUAUUUACUUUUGCAUGUGGGAUUUUUUUCCUCAGCGUUUUAAUGCUCUCUUGUUUUAUUUUUGCACUGCCUCUAUUUUUGUAUCAUAGAAUGUUAAUUGCUUUUCAUUAAAUAUUUCACUACCUACAUUUUCCUGAACCUGAUGAGGAGUAGUAUUUCUUGGAUGUAACGUGCAAAAUCAUGGUAUGAUGUGUAAACUCUAUGAAAGGCCUAGAUUUUAGUUGUCAGGAUUAAAUUGGGGUUUUUUCCAUUCUUUUUUAAUAGGAUGUUUUCUUGUUCCCUUGCUUUGUGUGACAGAUUGUGAUUUGAAUUCCUUACUUCCUCUCUUCACUGAGUAUAAAACAUCAUGACAGCCUAAUCAUUUCAUAGAGCAGCUUCGUUGUUUAAGAAGAUUCGUCUUUCUGCUAUUUCUUUGUCCCUUGUCUGUCUUGUUCUGUGGUAUUGUCGAAUUCCUGAAAUGGUCCUUGUCCCUCUUAUCCACUAAACAUCAUCUCUUCUUUUAGACUUUACCUUUCUCCAUGAAUUGUUGUGCCUUUUGGUGCAGUUUCAUGACAAAUACAACAUUACUAUUUUUGUUUUCUCAUCUUCCCACAAGCAUGCUUGAAGUAUUGAUUCAGAGUACAUAUAUGUGCCUCAACACUCAGAUAGCAUACUUAAACCUUCUAAUGUACUGGAAACUGGGAAAAGAAAAAAUACAGUUCAGGAUGAAGGUACACUGAUACUGCUGUGUGGGAAAUAACUUAUGCCCUGACUGUAAGCAGUAGUUGUCCUUCAUCUAAAUGGAGGCUAAGAGAAUGUUGUUUCCUCCUGUUCAUCGAGUAUUAUUUCAGCACAGAAAAUUUGGAAAGAGACUUCUUUCUGAGGAGAAAGAUGGACCAACAAGGAUUUCUGCCCGUGUCAUUGAUUGCCAGCUUCCAUCGGAUGCAAGCUCUGACUACAAAUGCUGCGCUUAUUUUGGAGGCUCUAAAGGACAGUACAGAAGUUGAAACUGUGGAUCAGAGGAUCAGGAAAAGGGUUGAUCCAGAAAAGUGGCCAAUUCCAGGCCCUCCUCCGUGCAGUCUGCCACCGACUGACUUUUCUCAGCUCAUCAAUUGUCCAGAAUUCAUACCAGGCCAAAUUUUUGGCUCACAUACUGAGUCUGCACCAAGUUCUCCAAGAAUGGGAAGCCUGCUCAGUCCAAAGGAAAACACUGAAACAAGUAAUUUUCAGACAAUGUCCAAAGGGUUGUCUACAAGUUUGCCUGAUUUGGACUCUGAACCUUGGAUAGAAGUGAAGAAGAGGCAUCAUGCAUCUACGGUCAAACUAAAGGAAACUGUUCCUAUAGCUGAUCAAACGUCAGAUCAACAGCAGCCACCCCCCCGCCCAGAGGAACAAGAACAAGAAGAACUUGAUUUUUUGUUUGAUGAAGAGAUGGAACACGUUCAAGAUCGGAAGAAUAAAUUUACUGAUUGGUCAGACAGCGAUUCCGAUUAUGAAAUUGAUGAUCAGGACGUAAACAAGAUUUUGAUUGUAACACAGACACCACCGUAUAUGAGAAAACAUCUUGGUGGAGAUCGUACUGGCAACCACAUGUGCCGUGCAAAAAUUACAUCAGAACUUGCUAAAGUCAUUAAUGAUGGCUUAUACUAUUAUGAACAGGAUUUGUGGAUGGAGCAGAGUGAAAAUGACACUAUGAUGAAGCAAGAGAUUGAGAACUUUAAGAAGCUAAAUCUCAUUGGUAAGGAAGAAUUUGAUAAUCGUGCACCAGAACCAAUUGCUGAUACAACCCAGGAAGUUCCUCCAGGACCUCCAGGGUUACAGAAAGAUUUAGCAGAGGAGCUAGCUUCUAAUGUGUUAAAUAUUGAAGUACCUCCAACAGCAGCAAUAGCUCGAUCACUGCCAACAGCAGUUCCAGAUUCCCCCAUUGUUCACUCUGGCUUCACCUCGCAAACACCUCGCACCCCAAGGCUCCAGGAUCCCAACAAAACACCCAGAUUCUACCCUGUUGUUAAAGAAGCGCGAUCCAUUGAUGUAAAGACUCCAAGAAAAAGAAAAACACGACACAGUACAAAUCCUCCGUUAGAAUGCCAUGUUGGUUGGGUGAUGGAUUCCAGAGACCACAGGCCAACAGCUUCCUCUGUGAGCAGUUCCAAUGCUUCACCUUCAGAAGGAGUUCCGCUAGGAGGAAGUUACGGGUGUACCCCAAAUUCUCUUCCAAAAUUUCAGCAUCCUUCUCAUGAACUGUUAAAGGAAAAUGGCUUUACUCAACAGGUGUACCACAAAUACCGUCGAAGGUGUCUAAUGGAGAGGAAACGGUUGGGAAUUGGCCAGUCCCAGGAAAUGAACACACUUUUUCGUUUCUGGUCGUUUUUUCUGAGAGAUCACUUCAACAAGAAAAUGUAUGAAGAAUUUAAACAACUUGCCCUGGAAGAUGCAAAAGAACACUACAGGUACGGAUUGGAAUGCUUGUUUAGAUUUUACAGCUAUGGCCUAGAAAAGAAAUUCAGGCAAGAAAUAUUCAAGGAUUUCCAAGAAGAAACAAAGAGAGACUAUGAAGCUGGUCAGCUCUACGGGCUGGAGAAAUUUUGGGCUUAUCUAAAAUACUCUCAGCACAAGACUCCAGCCAUUGACCCCAAACUGCAAGAACACCUUAAUAAAUUUAAGAGACUGGAGGACUUCCGAGUGGAUCCUCCUAUCAGUGAAGAAUCUGGCAGAAAGAGACCGGUAGCCACAACAGAUGAGGAUUCAGGUCAUCGCAGACAUCAGCCUAGUUCUUCUAAAACCCUUCCUGCCGCUAAGCCCACGGCUGCCUGUCAGUCCCAGGCACGAAGAAACGUCACCAGUGGGAAUACUGCGCAAGCGUCCAUAGGCCAUAACAGUGCUGCCACAAAACCUAUAGAAAGUGAUGUACCAGAAAAAUAGACUUAAAGAUGAGCUUGCGCCCUUGAGAAUCAGCUUUUACAUCACUCUUAAUUUGGAGAUCUUCAAGGCGAGCCAAUCUAACAUGCGAUUAAAAAUGUAUGGGAAGACAAAGGAUUGGAUUCUCUUUUCCACAGGAUUUAGUUCCAAAACACUUACCCUAGGAGAGUUGCUCUUGGAUUUCGGGAUCAUCGGAAGGAUCCUAGGGAAGAUUCUUUGGCUUCAGUAUUGCUUUCUCCGAGCUUUUGUUUACAAAGAACUGCAUUCCUUGCAUAUGCAAAAAAUACUUUGGGGAUGCCUUACAUUUCAGCUCAUAUUUCUUAAAAAAAGGUAUGAUAUACCCAUGUUAUUUACUGUGCUUUCUUUACCCAGAUUUUCCCAUUAUUCGUAUGUUACCAAAGCAAAAAAAACUUAAGUUAUGUGUAGAAUUUUAAAUGUAAAGGAAGGAUCUAUGUGAUUGGUUUGCUCUUGAAUCUAACUACGAAAAAGUAUGGUUUUGUGCAAAGCACGCUCGAGAAUGUGCAGCUGUAUAUGAAACUGCAUUUCUUGAUUCUAUUUAAAGACAUAGUUUCUAUUAUGUUUUUUUCAGGGUCUCCAUAGUUAGUAUUUUAUUAAGUAUGGAGUGGACAUAACUGGGAUAGUUUUGCAGCUAUUUCCUUCAGUACUGGUUCUUAAAUAGCUCAAGCAACAGCAAAAUACAGGGGAAAAUGGAUCUGUUGAUUUCACAGUGUCUUAAUUCACAUACAGUAUCUAGAGUUUGUGCAGGUUGAUCAAACAGCAAACUACUCAAAUUAUUCUUGGCGUGAGAGGUGUCUUCCUUUGAAUUCUCUUACGAUUAUGAAGUACUCUAACAGGAGAGGCAUAAUUUUCAAAAAUCUUUUUUUCUCCCUAUUCCAAGUAAUAAAAAUUAGUUUGGAGGGAAACAAAGUAUUCCUUGUAAAUUCUAUUUUUCGCUUUAUUUUGCAAUAUCUGAAUGAAGUUCUGCUUAAAUUGUGCUAGCUAAGCCUAAAUAAUUUCAAGCAGGUCUAAAUGCAAUUUCACUGAAUGUAAGUUAUUCAAACACAAAUCCACGUCUGUAGCUGAAAUAUGGGGAUGUUUAUAUCCUGUAACUUCUUAUUAACCUCAUUACUGUUGGCUUUUAAAGAUUCAAAAAACUGAGUGGGUAACUUACCUCUUCCAAGGGCAGUUGAGAAGAAUUUCAGCUUUUCGUUAGUUAACUGCAGAAAAGACUUCAGUUAACUUCUAAAGUUAAAAAGUUAGGUCUAGCACAAAUGCCUUAAUCCACGAAGGUGCCCUGACAGCACAACCACGUAUGGGGCUUUAAAGAACAAGUCCAUUAUUUUUUCAGUCACUGUCUUGUGAAUCUCGAUGAAACAAAUUACGAACGUUUGCUUUGUAAAGGGAGCAUAUCUUAGUGGUGGCCUUCCCUACAGUUACUACCAUUUCAGUAUGAAAUUGAGCCUUUUGUAAGUGGCCUGUUCUAAAUGAAUUCAAACGAACACAUACCAAUAUUUCAAGUACUUUCCCAUAAACAUGCUGAAGUGACACAUCUCAAUCCUGUGUUUGAUCCAUGCCUUUUGCUAUCCAAGAAAAUGAUGCGAAUGUAAAUUUGGAUUGAAAUUGUAUAUACAAGUAAUGGAUUUAAGAUAUUUCCUUUCACUUUUUCAUUGGAAAAUGUGCAGAUUAAGCUUAGUGUGUGUAAUUUUGUGAUAUCUUGACAAAUUUUAUAAAAACAACAACAACAACAAACCCUACUAGUGUUGUACAUCAACUUUUUUUUUUUCCCCAAAGUGUGAAGAAAACCAUCUAGAACGGGUGUAAGGCUGGAGACUUGCACGUGAAUUUCUGUUGCCUCUGGUGCAAGCCGGUACCAGGGAAACCCAGCCCACGCAAGGCUGAAGUAGUUCUUGGGAUGUGAGCCAGCUUUCUUUGAGUUCAAUAUUGAUUUAUGUUUUUCAUAUGACUGGGUAUUUCUCAAAGAAGAACAUGACAGGUGGCUGAUAAAUAUGGCUGAAAGCAAAGAGUGAGCGCAUUACCAGCGGGCCUCUGCAGGGCUAGCUGUUUAGACCCUGUCCCUUUAUUUAGGGGGACAGAAAACCCACCCAAGUCCAUGCCACAGCUCUGGCUGCCUUUCAGGAUUGCCUCCUUUCACUUCCCAUGGGCUUGAAUCUUCCCUCCCUCGCUAAGCUGAGAAUGAACCUGCUGGAUUUUAGAAUGAACCCCAAACACUUUGCUGGCGAAGGAGCUCGUUUCUCCAUGGGGCUUACAGUGGUUAAUCACCUUGCACUGACUGGCACACCUGUGCUGCAGAGCCAUAAAAUUGCCUCUGAACGCACAUGUACAUGCCCAACAUUCUUUCUGAUGCCUUUUAGCUCCAUUUAAGCCAACCCCAACCUUCAAUUAGUCUUUCUUAAGCCUGGCUGUUUUCUAAUGGUAGUCUAUUACUAAACACUUAGCAAGUCUUAGACCUUUCCUUGUCUAAAACUUCUCCCAUGUGCUCUUUAAAGAACUUAGUUUAGGUUUGUCCUCAUUUCUUCUGUUGAGAAAUGACUGUACAAGUAUUUCAAAGUAUCCCCCCCGCCUAAACUCAGGAAGAUUUUUCUUUUGUAAUGCUCAGAAUAUUGGAUUCUAAAGGCUUUUUAAAAGGGAAGGAAGGGAAGACUUCAGAUGGCUCUUGUUCUGGAUGGAGACCAGGUAUGCUUUCCUCUUUAAGCAGCAGUAGCCUGCCUGCAUGACCCAUGCUCCUGGAGUUUAGCAGGGAUUCGGGUUGCUGCAGGAGAUAAAGCACUAGAAUGAACAGAAGCCAGUUUGUAUUCAGCGCAGCCUCGACCCUGCAGAACGUGCUUCAGGCAGCGCUGCAGCACUGAGGUGACAAACUGCACUCCCUCGCUUCCAGACAGAGGAAGAGACUAAGCGUCAGCCGAUGUUCUUUUACGGACAAACCCCACAGCUAUGCUAGGCUAUACCCGGAAUCUUAAAAGCUUUCUUCUCUGCUGGCUUUGGCCUAGAUUGGGUUUGUUUGGUUUUUUUUUUUCCUGGGGUGGGGAGAAUGCAGUUUCCUUUGCAGCUUAUGUUUCCACAAACUCCACUAUGAAAAUGCAGCGCACAGACCAUCCCCAACACCUAACCCUGUAAUGGACCUACAGUUUUUAGCUUGUCUGAGGUGUUGUAUUACUGUUUGACCUAAGUACCAAGAAACUUCAGAGUACAACUUAAUGUGGCAACAUUACAUAUUAAAGAAAUGUAACAGUCUGUUACCAGUUCUAAGUCCUGCCUUAGUACCUUCAAAGCUGAUUAGCUGAGGUUUCUUUCUAGUUAAAAAAUGACACAUACACACACACACAAAAAAAAAAACCAAACCCAAACCAUGCCUUCAACUCUGUGAAAGCAAAGGACAGGGAUUUCACUCCUGUGAAAGGGAGUUUUCAUACAAGUAGUAAUUGAAUGCUUGUGGUUAAGUGACAAAUCCAGACUUGCCACCAGCACUUCAUACCUCCAAAAGGCUUUAUUUUUAGAUCCUUCCAGAGAGUAUGCUUGUAGGCUUUGCUCAGGUAUCCAGAAAAAGUGACAGGUCAGCAACAUAAAAUCAUCAUAACAAAAAAAAAUAGUAGUAAACUUUGUAACCUGCAUGGGGACAAUUUGAUUUGUUCAUGAUUUUUGGAGGAAGGCUGCAGCCCCUACCUCUCUGAAACGCGUUAAAGUUGCUGCCUGCUGAUGCAGGAAAAAAUACACAAAACCACAACAGUUCCCCAAGAGAAAGGGCGAGGAAUGCUUUGGGUUUGUUUGGUUUUUUUUGUUUUGAAGUUUUCAGGUAAACAACCCUUCCCCUGCAUUUGAACCAACCUUUGCACACAUGUUCUAUCACAAGCAAGCUUAAAACCCAAUCUGUAAACACCUGCUAGUAAACGUUCACCUUUAACCAUUGCAUGGAAGCCAGCAGAAGGCUUGGCUAGUAACCUUCAUACUGAAUUACUUGGUUUCCAUAUUUAAGUAAGCUUUCUAGGCCAGAGUUACAUUAUUACUAGCGUUAAGUAGGAAAAGGAGUAAACAGCCAAGUCUACAGCUGCAACUGCAUCAUUCCGUUCAUGCCUGAAAGCACAGUCAGAGGCCAGUGACGGCUGGGUUUUUCCCCCAGCCUACGCUUCAGCCUGCAGCACUGAAAUGGGAAAGACCCAAGCCUGCAAGGAGGACUCUUCAGGCUGUGGAUUUCAUCACAAACACACUUUGAGCUUAAUAAGUGAACUUCAGCAAUGCUUCAGUACCGAGUUGCUGAAUUAGUGAGUGACGCUUCAUGAAAAACCACAUGGCUUUGUCCUAAAAAAAUAAAACCAACCCCAAAGCAGAGCUGGGAAGACCUUUAUAUGCAAAGUACUAGGUCUUGAUCACUAUUUUGUACUAUUCUACACAAUGAUGCAUGUGUUUCCUGGAGGAAAUAAAACCCCUCCAACUUUUAUUGUAGCAAAAACAAUGAUCAGCGAGACUCAAAGCAUAAAUAAGGUUUAACUAUUCCUUGACCUUUACAAUUAAGAUGGUAACAUCAAACUGAUUUUGUAGGAAGGCCUAAGAUCUUGAAAGUGAAAUAAGAUCAGCAGCAGAGUGCUACACUGACUUUAGAUGAUGCGUGCAACCCAGAGAUGAUAGAAAAAAUUAAACUUUAGCCAAGGAAAAGUAGCUCUAGCACAAUAAAAAGAUACAAAUACAAGCACAUGAAAGGCUAAUUCUGUAGUUCUUAGUGGGAAUUCAAGAUGUUCAGAUCAAGUAACAACAUGAUAUUUUUUUUCUUAACUCAAGAAGGUUUAAAAAUAAAUUCCUCCAUAAUAAAGCAUUUUUGGUGUGCGAAUGAGGCAGAAGUGUCAAAACAAAUGACUACUCCAACUAGUUUAACGCUAAGUCUAGCCUAGGAAAACAAGUCCUAGAUUAAACUGGAAAUGUAUUUUGUUUCUAAAGAUGCCGAGAAAGACUUCCUUCAAGUCCCUUAUGUUGCUUAAACAAAAUUCAACACAUUGUCAGUAUCAACCUGCCUGUCAUUGUAGUUAAUAGUGAAUUUUGGGCAAGCGAUUGACGCAAACUUUACAAGGAUGAACGCCUCCAUAAAAUUCUUAUAUUAAUUGCACUAAAGUUUUGAUGGAUCUGAUGUUAUUCUAAACUAUCCUGUGUAGGUGUCAACUUUAUUUUUUUAUAAAAAUGAAAGCUACAACGUGCUUUGAAGCACUUUGGUUUUAGGUUGUCAGCUUUAAGUCACCGGUGACUUUGUGUGUAGGAUGGACCUACAUCUGCUAGCUGUCAAAAUACAGGAUUCAGUCUAUACAACACAGUGGUGCCAUGGGAUGUCAGGUUUGUGUUCUUUAGUUACCACUAAAUUCCUCCAAAGCAAAACUUGUCCUUUACCCUCUUGCUGUUCAACUAGUCCUAAAUCAUAAAAGUAAAAAUUUUAGCACUGUUCUUUUAAAACAAUUUAAAAUCCAAAACCCAACACAACAAAGCUUUCUGUAGCUUGGCUGCGACUAAGCUUCACUGCAUUUCUUACAGCAAGGGAAAGGCAAGGCAGCCCCUGGGUUAGGCAGUCGUGGCACAUACGAAGCUGCCCUUCUUUCUCACUAGGAAGCGGCUACACAAACCAGACACAAGCACGAUAAGCCACUAACGCUACAGCUACGCCAGGCGUAGCAACACCGAUAGCUGUAACGAGCGAAGAGGAGAGUAACUCGUGGCAAGUGUUAAGAACCUCCAGCCACGACUUGGUACAGAAGAAGCUGUAACACACAGUACGUGUGUUUUCAUGUGGAAGCCUGGGAAAAAAGUAUGGAUCUGGUUGUCCUAGCUGACGGUUGGGCAGGCCGCCCUUUCCUGCUCCACAGGUAGCCGCAGCUUGGUGCCAUGGCGAGGUGCAGCAGCUGGUGCAAAAGCUAAAAGCAAAAGGUGUAAAGCCUUUUAUAGCAAGAUUUAGUUAACAGAAAAAACAAAAUCCCUAGUGAAACAUCCAGAUAAAGAACUGGUGCUCGAGUACUCCUAGCUCCUGUCCUACGCAUGGAAGCUUUUCUUUUAUCCCUUGGCAGCUUCCAUCAUUCCACCUGAAACACGUUUCUGUGGUCAGUUACACUGGUACGCCAGCAUUUCAGCAGUGGUAGAUGAUCAGCAGACACAGUGCUAAGGCACAAACCGAAGCCUGGACGCUGCACCAAUGCUCAGCUCAAGGACGGGCCCUAAGCAGAAACGGGUGCUUCACUGGGCAGCCACACACCCGACCGGACUGUUCCGUCUGUACAAGAACCUGCAAGUGUAACCCAGCUUCUGUGGAGAAACGACUCCGGUUCUGCUCCUCCUGUGAUAAAACUAUUCUGUUCCAAGCCUGGGUACGCAAGAAAGAGAAUUCAGCCUGCCUUCUGGGACACGUGAGUUACACGUGAUUCAGCGGAGGAUUUUUAUUUGUUUUGUUUACAUCAAUAUAAAUCUCUUUCAAACAGUGAUAAAAAGGAAGUAGUCCCUGGGAUUUCAGUUUACAGUUCAACAGAAUAUAGAAACCUGCUACUGUAGGCUUAUCGCAGGUGAAAUCUGCAGAGGUACAGAUGUAAGCCGUAAAGCUGCAAGUCAUGAACUUUGUGGCGUCACCGUUACGAAUUUAGCAGAACAGAUGGUGAAACUUCUCCAGUGUGUCGAGUGAUACCCACGUGUGGAUCACCAGCGUUCUUGUCCUAUUAGUGCCACGCGACAUACUCCUUUUACUGUACAUUACACGAGUUCCUAAAAUGCUUCCCCUUUAUUUACAUCACUGAUUUUUUUCUCCCCACCAUGAAUGCAUUGGCACAGGUUUACUCUCUUAAAUACAGCUUACCUGCAGAAGUCUCCAAGAUUCUUCAAAAGCUGGGACUUGAAAAAUAACGCCACGAUGACAAAGAAAAGAAUUAACAGUGGUGGAUGUUUCAUAUCCAAGACUUCUUCCCCUUACUUUGUAUUCCAUCAUCUUCCAGCUCUCCUUAACAGCUUCUACACAAAGUCUGACAGCACGUUUGGUAUUGUACAUGCUUUAUUAAAAUGGUACUCGUAUUUACAAUAUCUGCAGAAACAAUCCCUCCCAAGUCUUGCAUUCAGACAGACACGCACACAUACACACGCGCGCACGCCCCUUCACUCUCCAGGGGUGUGAAGGCUACGCUCCCAAAAGUUAGGCAGCUUCUGGAAGAGGAGGAAGGGUGAUUUUUUUUGUGUGUGUUUGUAAUUACUUAAAAAGAAGCAUGGGAGUAUGCAUUUGGCCAUCACAAUGCUAAUUUAAGUAUAUGUAGUAUUAACAUAUGGCAGUAACACUGAGUAUUCCUCUUUUACAUUCUAUACACAGAAUGACAUCAAGGUUUUCCAGUCAACAGAACAUUCCAACUUCAGUCUCAAUGCUGCUUGUAGUGACUAUGAAACCACAAUUUGGGGGCUGUCCCUUAAAACAAUUCAAGUCUACGUAAGCGAAAUAAGGCACAAUUAAGAUUUGAUUUGAUUUGAUUCAGAGGAUGGGGAAAAAGGGGGAGAGGCAGGCUUCAGAUAAUCGUCGUUGUUGCAGAGGAAACAGUUUUACCCGACCCUUUUGAGAAAAGGAUGAAUUUUACCCCCGUCCUAAUCUACAUGGACUUCUCUUAGAGAACUGAAGUAUUCUGCCAGGGCUACUAACGCCCACCAACAAAACAAAAUUGGAAAUUCACAUUUUAACACCGGUUUCAGUAGUCUAACCUACUGAUACUGAUGUACAUGAGUACGUCUUUCUGUAAUGCUGAAGGAGAAGACACGCAUGAAACAAGAUUCAAACCGUCCACUGAGCUUGAAGACUCACGUCUUUUAGAGAGCUUGUAACAUAUACGAUUUGAAGGCUUCAGCUUACUGAUAAAAAGGAAUAGCGUUCUUGCCUUUAGAUCCCUGGCCCCUCUUCGCUAACGAAGCCUAACCAGACAUUACAAAUAAACUGCAACGAAAAGUGUGGCAGCACAAAUAAUGUCUAGUAUUCAAAUCUUCAUUUGUGAGUAUAUUAUUUUCCUUGUACAAAACCUGUUGAAUGUUUUUCGCAGCAGAUGAACUGUACCCAAAGAUGCAGGACAUUCUGUGAUGGGGAAUAAGAGGUUGCAGUUCCGAAGGCCCCUGACUUUGGUUGUUUACAAAGUUCAUUCCUGUUUAGUGUGAUCCUUGGUAUCUUCCUCAUCUGUGUAUUCUGAUGGUUCUUCCCCUGGUUUUAGGAGUCUACCUACGUAGUCGUAUU